Messenger RNA from Colletotrichum navitas, 708 nucleotides. RefSeq lists its product as uncharacterized. The record is from RefSeq and is a predicted model, not a curated record. Lineage: Eukaryota; Fungi; Ascomycota; Sordariomycetes; Glomerellales; Glomerellaceae. The coding region runs from base 76 to 288 and encodes 70 amino acids. The transcript is spliced from 2 exons.
GCACAGAUCUGGCGCGCCGUCCUUCACCCUUUCCCGGCGCACGCAGCACACUGGUAUAAGCUCAACGCAUCAGACAUGCUUAUUUUUUUUAUAGCAACAACGUUGUUUUUCUCUUCUUGUCCGUCUUUCAUCUGCCGUUCGUCGACUCUCCAGAUCCCUACGUUGCUCGCUCUCCCUCCGUAUCUGGAGGCUUGUGGAGGGUGGUGGAGGACAAUGGCUCUGGAUUGGUGGCAUUGGUGGCUUCGUCGCCCCCGGUUCACGGCGAUCCGCUGGCUGGCGACGCGCUAAGGGAGAAGAAGAAUAAACUUGAAAUGGGCUAGAAGCUUAGCAUUCGCGAUACGCGCGUGCUUAACUCUACCUUGGAACAAGGGGUGAAGGUGAGUUUACCCAAUCACUGUCGAGGCGCCCGUUACGCCGAUCUCUGGUCUCGCCUACAUCGUUCAGAGGGGAAAGGAAAAAAACGGACGCGCAGCAUCGUCACGUAGUGGACGCGAUCGAGCAAGCAUGCAUAGUGUCAGUUUCAUCGGCGAUGCCUCCUGAGCAUUAUACGAUGUACGACGUCGCCGUUCUUUCACGCACACACACACACACACACACACGCACGCCCUCCGCUCUCCCCUUCUCUGUGAGCGUACGCCCGCGGCUGGCACUGUCACGCUCCGUCGGAUUUAUCAGAUUUCAUGGUAGGGUGAAUGAAUGACGUCGGUC